AUGAAUGCAAAAUGGUCCAAGCAUAAGAAGAUUGGCGAUGCCUCCGCUGGGGUGCAGGUGCUCGCAGAGAACCAGCCGUCCGCCACACAACCCGCACCGCCAACGACAACAGAAGCAGAGGGAGCCGCAGGUGCCGUCCCCGCUCGCAAAAAGCAGCGGCGUCACAAGCGUGGCACGGAGCACCAGCAACAGCAACCGCUCGAUCCCGAGGAGGCGGCGCGGCGACAGCGACAGCGGGAGCUGCGCGCCCUGGCCAUGAAGCUCAGGACAGAGGGCAAGGACUACGUUCCCCCUAGAAAGGGCUCCCAGCCACGCGUCUCGGAAAGCGGGAAGCGGCGUCAGCAGCUGGAGGGUUCCGGCAAAGGCGGUGAAGACCGCAAGGGCCGGCACUACCUGGGCGACAAAACACCGGGGUGGCGACCUUUCAGUUCUGUGGAGGUGAUCGUGCUGCCCAUUUUUUGGAACAAUAACAAGGAGGAAAAGACAGCCGUGCUGGCGGCUUCGGAGCGAGCGCGCGACAUUUUGGCGUCUGCUGGUCUCAGCGCGGAUAUGGACGCGUCCAAUAAGUACACCCCGGGACAGAAGAUGAAGUACUGGGAGACUAUGGGUGUGCGAGUGCGGGUGGAGCUGGGGCCCCGGGACGUGGCCAACGGCAACUGCGUGGUGGCGCUGUCCACCAAGGCCCCAGGAGAAGUGGCGACCAAGAAUGUGGUCAACAUGCGACACAAGAUGCUGGACGCUGUGAGGGCGGCGCUGGAGAAGGCGAAAUCAACCGUACAGCAGCAGGGGGAAGAGAAGGAGAAGAAGAUAAAGGACGAUGAGGAGGAGGUUACCGCGGGUAGUGACGGCGAAGACGACGAGCAGCAACAUCACCAGCAGCAAACACAGCUGAAACGGGGUAGAGCGGAGAGACGGAAAGGCGACGGCGGCGCCGGGAGGAACCCUGCAGCAGCAACAGCGGCCAACGGCGACGAGGAGGGUGCGGGCGUACGGCCGAGGGAAAACGAGGAGGAGGAUGGCGAGGAGGAGGAGGAGGAUGUGGUGGCGGCGGCGGUGGCAGCCGUCAAGUCUCGCCAGGGCGGUGUGUUGCAGCGCACUUCCAAUGCCGAGGCCCGGAAGCUCAAACAGCAGCGGGCUGGGGAGCAGGGCGCCGGCAGGAUGAAGGGCUCCAUAGACGGUGAGGAGGAAGGUGCUGUUGCGGCUACGACCCCGACCCCGACCGCUGCGGACAGAGCCGCAAAACAGCCUGCAGCCUCGGCGCCAGCACCGGGCGCGGAUAAGGUUCCGUACAGUGCGGACGCGCUGGAUGACGACUUUGCGAAUAUCGCAGAGUUUGAGGCGGAGGAGGACAAGCUGACCUUGAGUAAGAAGGAGCGGCUGAAGAAGGCGGCUAAGCAGGCCAAGGCGAAGAGGAAAGCAGAGCGACGGGCGGGCAUGGGAGGCUCAGAGGACGGGGCGGAGGAGGGGCCAGCGGGCGAGGAGCGGGAGGUGCCGAGCUGGGGCAAACAAGGGGCUGUGCAGCCGGCGGCGGGGCCUGGCAGCAAGAAGCACAAGGUCGUCACGUUCUAG
Volvox carteri f. nagariensis is the source of this 1569-nucleotide messenger RNA. RefSeq lists its product as uncharacterized. Gene Ontology annotation, cellular component: cytoplasm; aminoacyl-tRNA synthetase multienzyme complex. NCBI's taxonomy places the organism in Eukaryota, Viridiplantae, Chlorophyta, Chlorophyceae, Chlamydomonadales, Volvocaceae. Bases 1 to 1569 code for a protein of 522 amino acids. The transcript has 5 exons. The record is from RefSeq and is a predicted model, not a curated record. Gene Ontology annotation, biological process: prolyl-tRNA aminoacylation. Gene Ontology annotation, molecular function: proline-tRNA ligase activity; ATP binding.